Messenger RNA from Exaiptasia diaphana, 1386 nucleotides. Its product is annotated as NEDD4 family-interacting protein 1-like. The record is from RefSeq and is a predicted model, not a curated record. The transcript has 8 exons. Gene Ontology annotation, molecular function: WW domain binding. Gene Ontology annotation, cellular component: perinuclear region of cytoplasm; Golgi apparatus; endoplasmic reticulum. NCBI's taxonomy places the organism in Eukaryota, Metazoa, Cnidaria, Anthozoa, Actiniaria, Aiptasiidae. Gene Ontology annotation, biological process: vacuolar transport; metal ion transport; positive regulation of protein ubiquitination. Bases 121 to 837 code for a protein of 238 amino acids.
CAACAYUAUUCCUCGACUCCAUUUUGAAUCCAAUUCUCGAAUCUUGCGGAUAGAAUUUCGAUUACAAUUCGUUGAAGGUAUCCACUUUUCCUCUUCUUGGGGCUUUCCUGAAAGCCUAAGAUGGCUAGCAACCAACGUUACAUCGCGGUUGCUACUAGUGAGGAAACAACCCAAGAUCCACAGGAAGUUAGACUAUCAGUUCAAUCUCCACCACCACAACCCAUUAGCUUAACACCCAACAAUGAACUCGAUGAACCUGGUAUAAACCAAGCCGUUUAUGUGGAAAUACCUCCAGAUGUACCACCGCCUCCAUACGACUCAUCUUAUAAUAGCGAACAUUACAGUGAUCAAGAAGUCAGAACCAAUCCACCUGCUUAUGAAGUUGCUUCAAAGCUACCAACUUAUGAAGAGGCUGAAGGAGUCAGAGAAAUCGAUCAGGAUUUGGAGCAAAGAAAUGCAAUACUUCUUGAUGGAGGUCAAGAAGUAACCUUAGGAAAUGAUUGGAUAUUCUUGAUGUGUUUUACUUUGGCUUUUGUGUUUAAUUGGCUUGGUUUCUUUGCCGCUUAUUGCCUUACAAGAACCAUUGCUUCACGUUAUGGUGCCAUUGCUGGGUUUGGACUGUCCCUGGUCAAAUGGGUGUUGAUUUUCCAGGAAGCAGCCAAGGAUAGCGAUGCACCAAUGAUAUACGGCCAGGAUUGGCUUUGGUGGAUCUUCUUUGCACUCGGAUGGUUAAUGUUCAUACGUGCUGUACUCGCCUACAUCUACAUCAAAAUGUUAGUUAAGAAAGGCUGCCGACGUUUCCCUCGCACCUGGGGACUACCCACUCAGAACAAGUAAACAUCAUUUGUGACAUGCAGUCCAAAUAUAAGCCAAAAUGGGCUGAAGUGUUAUUAAAAGUAGAGCUGAUUUAACACUUAGAUUUUAUUSAAGGCUUGCAGUGGUGGUAGUAGGAGCUUGAAUAGUAUUCUUAAUUUAGGAAUUAAUAGUGUAUAAUAUUAGCCAAUCAGAUUGUAGUACGUUAUGACUGAACCUUGACUUGAGCUCAGUGCUGAUUAUUUGUUUUCAUGKCGAAAGAGGGAUUAGGAUCUAAAGAAAUUAGCAAUGCGCUUUGGUCAGUCAACUUAACCGAUGUACAGSUAAUACUCCAAAACCUCUUAUUUCAAKCCUUGGUUUUCAAGAAUGGUAGCGGUAAACUUGGUUAAGACUUACAGUAACACCCAUACCUUAAAUUCAGCCUAAAAUUAAUUGAAUUCUUUAACUUAUAAAUCUCUUUUCCUGUGUUUUAGAUGAAUSUUAGUCAUACUUAGGGACAAUCGUUGUAGCAAAUUUUGUAUUGAUUUUAAAUUUAAAUGAAAACCGACGGAAAUAAAAAUUCGUGAAAUCUCA